AUGGUCACCAAGGUUGGAAUCAACGGCUUCGGUCGUAUUGGCCGUAUCGUCUACCGCAAUGCUGUCGAGCACGAUGACGUCCAGGUUGUUGCCGUCAACGAUCCCUUCAUCGAGCCCAAAUAUGCUGCAUACAUGCUGAAGUACGAUUCCACACACGGUCGCUUCAAGGGCACCAUUGAGGUCGCUGAAGAUGGCCUCACCGUCAACGGCAAGAAGGUCGUAUUCUACUCCAAGAGAGACCCAGCAGAGAUCCCAUGGUCAGAGACUGGCGCAGACUACGUCGUUGAGUCGACCGGUGUCUUCACCACAACCGAGGGCGCGUCCAAGCACUUGAAGGGUGGCGCAAAGAAGAAGACCGUCGACGGCCCCUCAGGCAAGGAUUGGCGUGGUGGACGUACCGCUGCUCAGAACAUCAUCCCAUCGAGCACCGGUGCCGCAAAGGCUGUCGGCAAGGUCAUUCCUUCCCUCAAUGGCAAGCUCACUGGCAUGUCGAUGCGUGUGCCCACCUCAAACGUCUCCGUUGUCGAUCUUACCUGCGUGCUUGAGAAGCCCGCCAGCUACGAUACCAUCAAGAAGGCCAUCAAGGAGGCAUCCGAGGGCGAGCUUAAGGGCAUUCUCGCGUACUCCGAGGACGACCUCGUCUCCACCGAUCUGAUGGGCGACAACCACUCCUCCAUCUUCGAUGCAAAGGCUGGUAUCUCCCUCAACGACAACUUCGUCAAGCUUGUUUCCUGGUACGACAACGAGUGGGGUUACUCACGACGUGUGCUCGAUCUUCUCGCAUACAUCGCCAAGGUUGACGCUGGCAAGUAA
Molecule: messenger RNA, 813 nt
Organism: Cyphellophora attinorum
Lineage: Eukaryota; Fungi; Ascomycota; Eurotiomycetes; Chaetothyriales; Cyphellophoraceae
Product: Glyceraldehyde-3-phosphate dehydrogenase
Exons: 7
Coding region: 1-813 (270 amino acids)
Molecular function (GO): oxidoreductase activity, acting on the aldehyde or oxo group of donors, NAD or NADP as acceptor; NAD binding
Source: RefSeq, a predicted model, not a curated record